Chelonoidis abingdonii (Abingdon island giant tortoise) is the source of this 2235-nucleotide messenger RNA. The record is from RefSeq and is a predicted model, not a curated record. Lineage: Eukaryota; Metazoa; Chordata; Testudines; Testudinidae.
CGCUCCGAAAUUUCAAGUGUAGCCAUACCCUUAGAGACCACUUGUGGAGAAAGCUUCUUGGCUUUUCUAUUUUUGAUCAUAUAUUUGAGAGUAUAUCUUGGGUAUAGUGCUCAUAGAUGAGCCCUCAGUUUACUUUCCUGUAAAAGGGUUAUAGAAGUCACAGGACUACUGAGAGACUGUUAGAUAAGAUCAUAUUUAUUGGGGUUGAAAACCCUUCUCGCUGAAAGUGAGUGCAAAACUUGGACAUAUUAGUGGCCUGAAUGGCUAGUUGGGGAGCUAUUGGCUCAUUCCCUGGAGGUAGGAGGUGAGAGCAGAGAGUAAGGAGCAUGUGGGGAGUAGGAUAACAAAGUAGAGCACUGAGGGGGGAUUUUUGUGGGAGUGGAAAGAAAUUUAGAGCUGGAGGUAGAGAUCUUAAUGUAGAGCAGGAACAAGGAAAAUAAGGGAUGGAGGGAGAAAGCAAAAGGAAAUGGCUGAAGAUGCAAGAAGUCUCCCCGCUAACAAAGAAAAGCAAGGGUAUAAUACAAGCGUAGAGAGUCAAUGCCUGUGUAGAUGUAAUCGUCUCCGGUGUGAAGCUGUUGCAGGCACUUGGUCUUGAUCCUGGGGAUGGGAAAGAUCAUGCUAUCUUGAAUUCCAGAAAGGACCUGAAAGAAGCCUUCAUCCAUUUCAUGCAGAAGGGGGCAGCUGCUGAGCGCUUCUUCAGUGAUGCAGAGACCUUUGAUCACAUUGCACAAGCAGCCUCGGAGUACCCUGGGGCACAGCUCUAUGUAGGAGGAAACGCUGCCCUAAUUGGUCAGAAACUUGCAACAAAUCCAAACCUGAAGAUCCUUCUUUGUGGUCCAGUUGGUCCUAAACUCCAUGAACUACUUGAUGAUAAUGUAAUUGUCCCACCAGAAUCUAUGCAGGAAACUGAUGAAUUCCACCUCAUCUUGGAGUAUCAAGCAGGUGAAGAAUGGGGACAGUUGAGAGCUCCCAAUGCCAACCGCUUUAUCUUCUCCCAUGACCUAUCAAAUGGAGCCAUGAACAUGCUGGAAGUGUUUGUGUCCAGCCUGGAUGAGUUUCAGCCAGACCUUGUAGUGCUCUCAGGGCUUCACAUGAUGGAAGGGCAGAGCAGGGAAGUGCGUGAGAAGAGACUUCUGGAGGCUGUGACUUCCAUCUCUGAUAUCCCCACUGAUAUCCCCAUACACCUGGAAUUGGCCAGUAUGACUGACCAGGAUCUCAUGAGCAAGAUUAUGAAUCAGCAGGUCUUCCCCCUGGUGAACUCUGUUGGGCUAAAUGAACAGGAGCUGCUGUUCCUUACCCAGUCAGCCUCUGGUCCUCAUGCCUCCCUUGGUUCCUGGAAUGGAGUUCCAGACGUGGGCAUUGUCAGUGACAUCCUUUUCUGGAUCCUGAAGAAGCAUGGAAGGACCAUGGACAAGGCAUCUGAUCUUACCCGCAUCCACUUCCACACACUGGCCUAUCACAUUCUGGUUACAGUGGAUGGCUAUUGGGGCAACCAGAUAGCAGCUGUGGCUGCUGGAGCCAGAGUGGCAGGGACACAGGCUUGUGCAACUGAAACCAUUGAUAGUGACAGAGUCUUUCUUAAAGCUCCCUUGGAGUUCGUGACCUCCCAUACAGAGGUACCCUCCAAAAUCUCUUUAAAUCCAGGUGAUCCAGUGGCACAAUGGCACAGAGAGGGAAUCUCAUUUCAUUUCACCCCUGUUUUGGUGUGUAAAGAUCCCAUCCGGACUGUGGGACUUGGAGAUGCUAUUUCAGCUGAAGGACUCCUAUAUUCAGAACUAUACUCUCAGUAGCCUAUGGAGAUGAGACACCUUUUUCUCCAAGAAUAUAGUGUCUGAGGAAAUGUGGUGUUCUCAAGGGGAUUUCAGACAGUAUGGCUGGGGGUGGAAUUUGGGAUAUUAAACAGUCUCUGGAUAUUAUCUGAGAAGAGCCAAAGAAUACAUUCCAGCCACUUGGCAGUGACUUGAGAGUGUUUCUCAUGUUAAUGUAAAAGUUGUAGGAUUUUAAUUCGGAGACUGGCUUUUUGUCUUUGUCUUAAGCGUGUCGGGAGGAGGGAAACUGAUACCAAAAUCCCUGUUUGGAACAGAGUUGCUGAUUGUUAAUUUAAGCCAGUUGUGUCUAUAGUGCUUGAAAGCAAGGCAGCCAGACAGAAUUUCAUGCUUAUGAAUCCCAGGGAGUACACAGCAGUCUUCAGCCCCGUCUUGCUUCUGAUAAAGCAAAAAUAAAAGGCUCUUCCAU